Molecule: messenger RNA, 1863 nt
Organism: Oncorhynchus kisutch (coho salmon)
Lineage: Eukaryota; Metazoa; Chordata; Actinopteri; Salmoniformes; Salmonidae
Exons: 5
Coding region: 104-1285 (393 amino acids)
Molecular function (GO): DNA-binding transcription factor activity
Source: RefSeq, a predicted model, not a curated record
UCCGCAAGCGUUCCCGGAAGUAUCGCGAUGUUGCGUCUCUAGGUUUAGAAACUGUGCUAGUACACUGCUUAAUAUCUAUGGUGGAAAACGCCAUAUUUUCGAAAUGGCAUAUCUCGAGUUCAAGUUUGAGGACGAAAUAACUAAAUACAUUCGGGAACAAGAAUUGGAAACGUCACUGAAAUUCAUAACAUUGAGAAAGGACAAAAGUUUUGGGCAAAAGGAUGCACAGCCUUUGGCACGGAAAAAACUCAGCUGGGAGAGUAAAAGUAUCCCGUUCAAUGGUGUUCCGUUUCAAGUUGUUGGCACAAAGACGUAUGAAUGCCACCAGGGCAAAGACAGACAGACAAAAGCCAAAGAGAGAUAUGCUGCUGAAAGAGACAAGAAGGAACUUGAAGACCAUACCUUUCUACAGAAACGGAAACUGGUACAAAAUACCAAAAAAGUGGACUGCAAGGCUAUAAUAAACAUCGCCCACAUUAUUCGCUUUCCUGAUUUUAAGAUUGAGGAAAGUACAGUGUGCUCUAAAAAGGAGGCCUCCCAAACUCUGAAGGCAGCACUAAGUGAAACACCCAGCUCCGUGAAGGCAGAGGUUGUCUACUGCGUCAGGUUCCCCUCCCUCUCUGAGCACAGCUCACAUGCAGUUGUUGGCGAGGCAGCUCAUGUUAGGGAAGCUGUAGAUGCCAGGCUGAGAGAGAAGAUUGAGCAGCUGACUCUGUCUGGUGUGAGAAAGAUGACUGAAAUGAAGUGUCAUCUGAACACCUUUGUAGUGGAAGAGCUUUUCCACGGAGAGCAGCCCCCUCCACCUACUCGCAGGCGCUAUUACCCCACUGACAGUGACAUAAGAAAUGUCAUGUUUAAGACCAAGCGGGCCACCGGAGACUCCAACAUUGACCGUCCAUACGAAGGUCCACCUGGAAGAGGAAAGAAGAGGUCCUCUAGGAAGCUGUUGCGGUUACGGAGGCAAUGUGCAGGAUAUCUUAAAGAGAUCACAGAACUCACUUAUCAUCUCGAAGAGGAACAGUACGUGACUGACCUGUCUUCACAGCUCAGAAGCGUGUUGCAGGAUAUGAAGGCCCAUGUUCCACAGGAUAAAGAUCUUCCACUGACCUUUUCUCCAAGGAAGAGAAAAGCUGAGAUGGACAUGGACCUCAUUCCAACCAAGAAUGCAUCACACCCUUUCAUAGAUGGGUUAGAACAGCAUACAGAGGACAUAGUGAGUGUGGAUACCUUGUUGGCAUUGAGCCUAGGGCUGAGGACCGAGUGUGUGGGUCCUUCCACAAAUUGAGUAUAUUUUGGGUAGUGUAACUUUGAUUUCAACUAAUAUUAGCAUUCUGUCAACACAACUUGAUAAGGGGAGGGGGGGGUCAAGAGGGGGAUGCAUUCUUAGUGCAGGUUAGUUUUGAAUGUUGUUCCGGAGGCAGCGCUGCGGAGUGCUCACUAGCUGGCACAGUCAUAAAAGCUGAUUUUAAACCUAAUUGUUAACCACACUGCUAACCCUCAUUUCUAACCUUAAAUUUGCUUUUUGAUCUUAACUUGUGUUUGUAUGAUUUCUGACAACACAGUGUGUUCGGAAAGUUUUCAGACACCUUCCCCUUUUUUUCCACAUUUUGUUACAUUACAACCUCAUUCUAAAAUGGAUUUAUUUGUUAUUUUCCUCAUUAAUCUAUGCACAAUACCCCAUGACGACAUCACAAUACCCCAUGACGACAUCACAAUACCCCAUGACGACAUCACAAUACCCCAUGAUGACAUCACAAUACCCCAUGAUGACAUCACAAUACCCCAUGAUGACUAAGCAAAAACAGGUCUAGAAAUGUUAGCAAUUAUUUUAAUUUUGUUAAUAAAAAUGGAAUAUUACAUUUA